Molecule: messenger RNA, 4437 nt
Organism: Phialemonium atrogriseum
Lineage: Eukaryota; Fungi; Ascomycota; Sordariomycetes; Cephalothecales; Cephalothecaceae
Exons: 15
Coding region: 1-4437 (1478 amino acids)
Biological process (GO): transmembrane transport
Cellular component (GO): membrane
Molecular function (GO): ATP binding; ABC-type transporter activity; ATP hydrolysis activity
Source: RefSeq, a predicted model, not a curated record
AUGACCCAAUCGUCUCUCUCCUCGUGCGCUCGACUCGACGACUCGUUCGGACCUCACGCCGGCGACUGUCGUGGCGGUUUCGACUUCACGCUGCUCUUCGAGGAGACGAUUCUUACUCUUCUGCCCCUGGGCCUUCUCCUCUUCGUGCUUCCUCCGCGCGUCUGGUUCCUGUGGAAGCGCUCUAAGAAGGUGGCGGCAGCCAACCACUUGGCAGCUGUCAAGCUUUCGGCUUGGAUCGCCCUCAGUGCUGCGCAGCUCGCGGCACUGAUCCUCUGGACGACACCGUCGGCCGUCCGAACGCGGACCUCCCUGGCUGCUGCUGCUCUCACUCCGCUCUCCACGCUUGGCCUCUGCCUCCUCUCGUACGCCGAGCAUGGCCGUGCCGUCCGGCCCUCCUCCAUCCUGAACUCCUACCUGUUUGCCACCCUUCUGUUUGACAUUUCCCAUGCUAGAACCCUGUGGCUCCGUGCCGCGGAUCAUGUGAAUCACAUCAUUGCCUACGUCUCCGCCGCCGCCGUCGUCGCCAAGGCAUUCGUCCUCGUGCUUGAAGCCCUGGAGAAGCGGCGCCUGCUGCGUCCCGAGUACCGGGCUUACCCGCCCGAAGCCACUAGCAGCAUCUACAACCGGUCCUUCUUCUGGUGGCUGAAUCCGCUUUUCCGCCUGGGCUUUAGCCGCGUGCUGGACGUCGACGACUUGUUUGUGCUGGACAAGCAUCUCCAGGCAUCGUACUGCCACAGGCGGUUUCGGGAAGCUUGGACCUCCGUUGUCCGGAAGUCGCCGUACUCUCUUCUAGUGGCAUCAUUUGACGCACUAAAGUGGCCCGUGCUCCAGACUAUUCCGUCACGUGCCUGCCUCACGGCGUUUACCUUUUGUCAGCCAUUUCUCAUCAACCGCACCAUCAGGCUAUCACAGGAACCCAUCACCAAUGAGACGACACAGAUCGGCUAUGGCCUCAUUGGCGCGUACUUGCUGGUCUAUGUCGGCAUCGCGGUCUCGAUGGGCCAAUACCAGCACCGGACCUAUCGCACCAUCACCAUGGCCCGCGGAGGCCUCGUCUCCAUUAUCUACCGCAAGACGGGCACUCUCAGCCUCAGGGACGUUGAUCCCGCGGCGUCCAUGACGCUCAUGAGCGCCGACAUGGAGCGCAUCGUCCAGGGCUGGCAGACGAUGCACGAGAUCUGGGCGAAUUUCGUCGAGGUCGGCGUCGCCAUCUAUCUCCUGGAGCGGCAGAUGGGUGUCGCGUGCGUCGUGCCUGUUGCAGUGUCCAUCCUGUCGUUGCUGGGGUCCCUGGUCGCCAUGAACUUCAUCAUGUCUCGCCAGGCCAUGUGGCUCGAGGCCAUCGAGAAGCGCAUCUCGGCCACCUCCGCCAUGCUGGCGUCCAUGAAAGGCGUGAAGAUGUCCGGCCUGAAUGACACACUGCUAGCCAGCCUACAGAAGCUGCGGGUCGACGAGAUGCGCAUCUCGAAGCGGUUUCGGAAGCUGCUCAUCUGGAACAUGGUUUUCGCCUAUGUGACGCAAGUGUUCGCGCCCGUCUUAACCUUUGCCGUCUUCUCGGUCCGUGCCCGCGACGGCAGCGACAAGACGCUGGACACGGCGCGCGUCUUCACCGCGCUGUCGCUGUUUGCCCUGCUCUCGGAGCCACUGGCGUCCCUGGUCAUGUCGCUGGCAACCUUCCUGGGCGCCGUCGGCAGCUUCACCCGCAUCCAGCAGUUUCUCGAGUCGGAUGAGCGGGCCGACAUGCGCGGGCCCGACGAGCUGGCCGACGAGCCCAAGUUAGCGGCUGACGCCAUCAGCGUCCAGGAGGGUGACUUUGGAUGGGAUUCCGCCGAGCGGCCUCUGUUGAGUGGCAUCACGCUGUCGAUCCCUUGGCGGAAGCUCACCAUGGUCGUCGGCCCGGUCGGUUGCGGCAAGUCAACGCUGCUGCACGCCCUGCUGGGCGAGAUCCCCGCGCUGGCGGGCUCGGUGCGCCUCGGCUGCACGAGCGUGGCAUACUGCGCCCAGAACCCCUGGCAUAUGAACGGCACCGUCCGGCAGGCCAUUGUGGGCAGCAUGCAGUUUGACGAGAAGUGGUACGCGCGUGUCGUGCGCGCCUGUGCCCUCCAUCGUGACUUUAGACAGCUGCCCAUGGGCGAUUCAUCGCGGAUCGGGAGCCAGGGGAUUGCGCUCAGCGGUGGGCAGAGUCAACGUCUGGCACUGGCUCGCGCCGUCUAUGCUCGUAGAGAAAUUGUCAUCUUGGACGACACCCUCAGCGGGCUCGAUACGUCGACCGAGAACCAUAUCUUCCAUCGUCUCCUCGGCGAGAAGGGAAUCCUCCGCGAGAUGCACUCCACCGUGCUGCUAGUUUCCUCCUCAGCCAAACGCCUUCCCUACUCGGAUCACAUAGUGUGUCUUGGCCCCAAUGGGGAGAUCAGCGCGCAGGGCACGUUUGCUGAUCUCAACGAUACUGGAGGCUACGUGUCCUCGUUUUCCUUGCCUCGGGCUGACUGGACCUAUGUCCCCAACAAUGGUGGUGGUGAUGAUUAUGAUGAUGAUAUCACUAGUCCCGACGAUGAUCACGAUGACAUGGCCACUGCUGCUCCUCCCAAGGAAAUCGACUACGGCGCUUCGUUCUCGUCGAGCGAGACUAUUACAAGUACCCGCGAUGGAGAGGCCGAGACGAGCCGACAGACCAGCGACGUGCAGAUAUACCUGUACUAUGUGAAGUCGGUUGGCUGGUGGGCGAGUGUCGUCUUCGUGUUUGCCAUUGUCGGUUUCGUGUUCGCCAUGUCGUUCCCGACUGUCUGGGUUAAGUGGUGGGCAGCCGACAACGAGCGUCAUCCCAACAGCAGGCUGGGAUAUUGGCUGGGUGUUUAUGCCGCGCUUGGAUGCAUUGCCAUUGUGUGCUUGUUUAUAAGCUGUUGGCAAAUGAUCAUCACGAUUGUCCCCCUAUCUGGGGAAAGAUUCCACUUGGCGUUGCUCAACACUGUACUCAGUGCACCCAUGUCAUUCUUCACCAAGACGGAUUCUGGUGUCACCAUGAAUCGGUUCAGCCAAGACCUUCAGCUCAUAGAUAUGGAGCUGCCCAUCGCCGCGCUCAACACCUUCGCCACAUUCAUCCUCUGCAUUGCCCAGAUGGUCCUCAUCGGCGUUGGGUCCAUCUAUGCGGCCAUCUCGUUUCCCAUCGUUUUGCUGGCCCUGUAUCUCAUCCAGAAAUUCUACCUGCGUACCUCGCGGCAGCUGCGUCUAAUGGACCUCGAGACCAAGGCCCCACUCUACUCGCUCUUUGAAGAGUCACUCAGCGGGCUCGCCACAAUCCGCGCCUUUGGGUGGCAGGACGCGCUGGAGGACAGAAACCACACGCUGCUGGAUCGCUCGCAGCGGCCCUUUUACCUCCUAUUCGCCGUACAGCGCUGGCUCACGCUCGUGCUGGACCUGCUCGUCGCCGCCGUCGCCGUGCUGCUGGUGGUGUUGGUGGUCGAGCUCCGCGGCACCGUGGGAGCAGGCGGCGUCGGCCUCGCCCUGCUCAACGUGAUCCAGUUCAGCCAGAACAUCAAGCUUCUGGUCACCUUCUGGACGACUCUCGAGACGCACAUCGGCUCCGUCGCUCGCAUCAAGAGCUUCACCGAGACGGCCGUGCCGGAGGACCUGCCCGGGGAGAAGGAUGCGCCUCCGCCGGGCUGGCCGUCGACUGGCGCGAUUGAGUUUGAGAAUCUUUCUGCUGCCUACAGCGGAGAUGAUCUCGUCCUGAAAGACGUUUCUCUUUCCAUCCAAGCCGGCGAAAAGAUUGGAGUUUGCGGGAGGACGGGCAGUGGUAAAACUUCUCUUAUCAUGAGCCUCUUCCGCCUCGUAGAUUCCCAACGCGGGUCCAUCCGCGUGGACGGCGUGGACAUUGCCACCCUCCCCAGGAAAGAAGUCCGUCGUCGGAUCGUCGGCCUGCCGCAGCAUCCCUUCCUCCUCAAGGGGUCCGUACGUCUCAACGCGGACCCGAUGGGAGCUGCCUCGGACGAAGCCAUCACAGCGGCCCUUCAAUGCGUGCAGGUAAUGGAUCUCGUCGACAAGAAUGGCGGCCUGGAUGCCGACAUCGACGCCCUGAAUCUGUCCGGUGGGCAGAAGCAGCUGUUCUGUCUUGCCCGCGCUAUGCUUCGUGUCAGCACCAUCCUCAUCUUGGACGAGGCCACUAGCAGCAUCGACGCAAAGACCGAAGAGACGAUGCAGCGCCUUAUCCGCAAGAAAUUCGCCAACCACACCAUAAUCGCCGUAGCGCACAGGCUCGAGACCAUCAUGGACUUUGACAAGGUGGCCGUUCUGGACGCUGGAAGGCUCGUCGAGUUUGACAGCCCGUAUGCCCUCCUUGACGUGCCCGGGUCGGCCUUUGCGAGGCUGUACAGCGCGGCGAUGGCUGACGAGGAGGAGGAGGAGAACGUUGAAGUGCCUAGCUGGCUGCUUCACUCUCUAUGA